Messenger RNA from Aspergillus nomiae NRRL 13137, 1023 nucleotides. RefSeq lists its product as uncharacterized. The transcript is spliced from 4 exons. The coding region runs from base 1 to 1023 and encodes 340 amino acids. NCBI's taxonomy places the organism in Eukaryota, Fungi, Ascomycota, Eurotiomycetes, Eurotiales, Aspergillaceae. The record is from RefSeq and is a predicted model, not a curated record.
AUGGUGACCGCCAUCCUUGGCGUCUUUGCUCGGCUGGGGACUAAAUAUUGGAUUUUUCGACGAUGGACUACGGAUGAUUAUCUUAGUAUUGUCUCGAUGGUGAGCUGCGCAGCACAGUCCCUCGCCGUGUCACUAGCCACUGCGAAUGGAUAUGGUGACCAUUAUGAUACAUUAACGGAGACAAACAUUGACAAUAUCAUGAAGUCACAAUAUGCCGCCACAAUCCUCUUCAUCCUCAGCAUGUGCUUCUCCCAGUUGGCUCUCGUCCACUUUACCCGGAGUGUAACACCGGCUGCUUCAGACCGCCGCGUUGCCUCCGGGCUGGAGGUUUUGAUCGCAUUAUGGGCAGUCACCGGUAUCAUCAGUUCAGCUUUCAAGUGUAAACUGCCCCGAACAUGGGAUUAUCUAUCCGGACAAUGUUUCAAUAUCGCGGCUUGGUGGGAUUACAUCGGAGUGAUGAACAUUCUCACUGAUGGGGCCAUUAUAGCGUAUGCAGUCCUGAUUAUUACCCGUAUUCAGGCUCGAUGGAAAAAGAAGCUCACCUUGUCUGUUGUAUUCGGGCUGCGAAUCUUCGUGAUUAUUGCCAUAAUCGGUCAACUGGUGUACGCCAAUAGAACCAUUGAUGUUUCCGACCCAAUCUCUGGGACCUGGCCGCUGGCGAUAUGCAUGCAGCUCACCCAGUGCUUGAGCGUGGUUACCGCCUGCUCCCCUCAAUUCAAACCUUUCUUGGACAGCCUCCGUUCGACUGGCCUACGUGUUGACGGAAUCACACGCCACGAUGCGUCUCGUAGUGCAUACAAUCAUUCUUCCCGGACUAAGUCGCAAUGGCAAACUCUGGAUCAACCUCUCCGUGAGGAUCAUGAGUUGACUUCUAUUGGUCGCAGCAAGAGUUAUCGCCAGACCACGAUAAUCACGGCCAAACCGGACUCGGACGCGGCGAGCGAUUCCAGCGAGGCCCACAUAAUCCGUGAGGUUCGCACAUGGGCUGUUACCGCGUCACCGCGUAGCUCACUAAGGGAAUGA